This is a messenger RNA of Antechinus flavipes (yellow-footed antechinus), 5127 nucleotides long. It is a transcript of the gene SLC13A3, whose product is annotated as solute carrier family 13 member 3. The record is from RefSeq and is a predicted model, not a curated record. Gene Ontology annotation, molecular function: succinate transmembrane transporter activity; citrate transmembrane transporter activity; sodium:dicarboxylate symporter activity. Bases 39 to 1856 code for a protein of 605 amino acids. Gene Ontology annotation, biological process: monoatomic anion transmembrane transport; citrate transport. NCBI's taxonomy places the organism in Eukaryota, Metazoa, Chordata, Mammalia, Dasyuromorphia, Dasyuridae. The transcript is spliced from 13 exons. Gene Ontology annotation, cellular component: membrane.
GCGGUUAAUCUGGACCCUGGUCCGGGUCCUGUGGGGCUAUGGCGGCGCUCGGGGCGCUGGCCACGAAGUUGUGGUGCAUCCGGCGUCUGCUGGUGCUGCUGGCCACUCCGCUGGUGCUGCUGCCCAUCCCUUUCAGCCUCCCACCCCAGGAAGGAAAAUGCCUUUUUGUCAUUCUGCUGAUGGCGCUCUACUGGUGUACAGAGGCACUGCCCUUGUCGGUGACUGCUCUGCUCCCCAUCAUCCUCUUCCCUUUCCUGGGCAUCUUGCCUUCCAGCAAAGUCUGCCCCCAAUAUUUCCUGGAUACCAAUUUUCUCUUCCUCAGUGGGCUAAUCAUGGCUUCUGCCAUUGAGGAGUGGAACCUGCACCGGAGAAUUGCCCUAAAGGUGCUGAUGUUUGUUGGAGUCCAGCCAGCCAGACUCAUCUUAGGAAUGAUGGUGACCACCUCCUUCUUGUCCAUGUGGCUCAGCAACACAGCCUCCACUGCCAUGAUGCUCCCUAUCGCCAACGCCAUUCUGAAGAGUCUGUUUGGGGAGAAGGAGGCUGUAAAAGAGCUUGGCUGGGAGAAUGAAGAGAAUAUGGCUGCUGUCCAGAGAAAUGGCCUGUGUACUGUCCCCACUGAGAUGCAGUUUCUGGCCAGCACAGAGGACAAAGGCCUACCAGAAGAGGUAGAGGCCCCACCGGAGAUGGCAGCUGUUACAAAGGAGGAGGCGGAGUACCGAAGAAACAUCUGGAAGGGCUUUCUCAUCUCCAUCCCGUACGCAGCCAGCAUUGGUGGUACCGCUACCCUCACUGGCACUGCUCCCAACCUCAUCCUGCUGGGCCAGCUGAAGAGUUUUUUCCCACAGUGUGAUGUGGUAAACUUUGGGUCCUGGUUUGUAUUUGCCUUCCCCCUCAUGCUGCUUUUCCUGCUCAUUGGCUGGCUGUGGAUCUCCUUCUUGUAUGGCGGCAUCAACAUAAGGGGCUGGAGGACAAAAAAAUCAGAAAUCCGAGCAGAUGCCGAAGCUAGAGCCCGAGCUGUGAUAAGGGAAGAUUACCAAAAUUUGGGUCCAAUCAAGUUUGCAGAACAGGCCGUCUUCUUCCUCUUCUGUUUGUUUGCCAUUCUGCUCUUCUCCAGGGACCCAAAAUUCAUCCCCGGCUGGGCGAGCCUGUUUUCCCCUGGAUUUCUUUCUGAUGCUGUCACAGGCAUCUCCAUUGUCACGGUGCUGUUCUUCUUCCCAUCCCAGAAGCCAGCUCUCAAAUGGUGGUUUGAUUUGAAAGCUCCCAACACAGAGAUGGAGCCCCUGCUGUCCUGGAAGAAGGCCCAAGAGACAGUGCCUUGGAACAUCAUCCUCCUGUUGGGUGGGGGCUUUGCAAUGGCCAAAGGAUGCGAGGAGUCGGGGCUGUCAGCAUGGAUCGGUGGGCGGCUGCAUCCCUUGGAGAGUGUGCCACCAGCCAUUGCGGUCCUUCUCAUCUCUGCGGUGAUCGCCUUCUUCACCGAGUUUGCCAGCAACACGGCCACCAUCAUCAUUUUCCUCCCAGUCCUUGCUGAACUGGCCAUUCGCCUUCGAGUGCAUCCCCUGUAUCUGAUGAUCCCCGGAACAGUUGGCUGCUCCUAUGCCUUUAUGCUUCCAGUGUCAACACCUCCCAACUCCAUUGCCUUUGCCUCUGGACAUCUGCUGGUCAAAGACAUGGUACGGACAGGUCUCCUGAUGAACCUCGCAGGCGUUUUGCUGCUUAACUUGGCCAUGAAUACGUGGGCCCAGAGCAUCUUCCAGCUGGGGACCUUCCCCGCCUGGGCGGAGGACCACUCGAGCAAUGUCACAGAGCUGCUCCUUGAUGUGUACAACACCACUCUUCAGCCCCUUCUCAAUGUCUGAGCCCCGCCCAGUGGGACUGCUGAAAGGACUCACUUCGAAUGGGGCCCUUCCCAUCUCAGCCAGGCCCUCCCAGAGGGCAUCCCCCACACCUGGUGCUCAUCUCUAACUGGCCAGCCAAGCUAUUUUGUUUCUGAUCAAAUAACUACCAGGUGAAGGAGACCUUUGGGACUCCUGCAGAGCCUCAAGGCUUAUUUCGUAGGAUAUAUUCUCCUCUAUCACCAUCCUCCACUCCAGCCCCCAACUCCCACAUUACAGGGCACAGCUACACUUGGACCAGAUAUUCAGAGAGCUACUUCUUUUAUCCCCAAGAUGUCCCAUAAGUAUUCAGUUUCUUGUUUCCUAGGCUUCAGAUGCUAUUGAAAGAUUUGGAUUUCAAGAAGUCUUCUUUCUACGCCCCUCAAAGGUUUACAAAGUGUUUUCUUCACAACAAGUAUCUCAAGUGUAAUCAUGCCUUUUUUACAGAUAAGGAGACUGAGUCUCUGAGAUGGUGAGCUACUUGCCCAUGGUCACAGUAAGUGUUAGAUGUAGGAUUUGCCCCGAAGCCCUUUGACUUUACAUCCUACUCUCUUGUCUACCAUACCACGUUGCCUUGCCAACAAGAUAUACAGCCACCUAAAAUUUUAGGUUAAGAUCAUUAAAGAUCAGCCAGUAGUUCCCCUACCGUGACCACCGUUGCUCCUUAGGAGCGCACUGAAAGGAGAGUGGAGGAUCGAGUACAAUAGACUUGAAAAGAUUAUCUGACAAAUAAGAAUUUGCAUUUCUUUUAUAGGAUGUUCACUUUAUUAGAUGAUUUCAAUUUCUAUGAUGGUUUUUUAAAACUACUAUUUUUCUAUCAUAAUGCCACCAAAAAUCAGAAAACCUUUUUAUUUUGGAGCCAAAUUAAGUUCUAAGCACACGUACACACAUGCAUGGCACACACACAGAUUAAAUAAGCUUUUGCAAAAUGCCUGUAUUCGAUUAACUGCUCUGCAGUCAAGCGAGCACAGGGCCAUAGAAUCAUAGAUUUCAGAGGCCUUCUAGUCUCACUCCUUCCUUUUAUAGAUCAGGAAAUGGAGGCACUUCAGUUAGGCCAGUAUUAUAACUAUAAGAGAAAGAUUAAAAUGAAGUCUGGCGACUUGGAGAUCAAUGUUGAGGAGUCUCUUGUGCAGACUCACACAGAUGCAAAGGACCAUGGAGACUUCUAGUACAGCCCUCCCUGGCAAAAAUCCCUUCUUGAGAAUCUCGUGGGAUGGGGGGCGGGUUAUCUGGCUGUGAUUCAGAGAUUGCCAAUGAAAGGGAAUCCCUACCUCCCGAGGGAGCCAUUAUCCUUUCUAAAUAUUAAUUAUUAAAAAAAGUUUUCCUUGAUAUGAAACCAAUAUAUCUGCCCCCUUCAACUUCUACCAAGAGCCCCCAGUUUUGCCCUCAGGAGCCAAAGAGAAUGAGUCUCACUUCUCUUCCAUUCAAUAGACUUUCCAAAACUUCACAACCUGACCCAUCCCCUAAGUUUUCCUUUCAGAUUAAACAUGCUGUCUCUCUGGUUAGUGCUCCCAUGGCCCUGGUCUCUAGUUUUCAGAUCUUUUAAAAACAGGAUUAACAACCAGUCUCGAAGACCCACCCAGAGGGCUUGUUCCCAAACAGGAGGUAAUCUGAAGACUGGGUGGCUAAUUCCAAACGGGGCAUUUUAGAUGGGGCUGCUCUGCCAUCUCUGGGAUCCCUCCUGCACAAAAAGGGCUAAACCCUUAACUGAAGGACCAGAUCUAGUUCAUUAGGAUUUUUAGAAUUUCAGGCCCUGGUUUAGAAUUGUGACUUAGACACGUCCAUCUCUCCAGAGAAACAAAUUCUCAUUUUUGUUCCUGAAAAGGACUGUGAUACUGGCAGAUUUCUAGAACACAUAGCCAGGAGAAGAGAAUAAACACCCAGAAUGGAUUUCUUCUCACAGAGAACAAACAUCCAGUAGCAAAGGGUGAAAGAGACUCAAGAGGGCUUGGAAUUCUCAGUCUGAGCCAGUGAUUUUCUCUCCUCUUGCUCAGACAUACACACUGACUUCCUCCUGGAGUAUUUAUGACUAGGAGGGAUGAGUCCUAACCUUGCUGGAUCAUACCUUCCUCCUCCUGACAUACUUCCCUCAGUGGGAUGAAUCUUCCUGGAAGUUAGCACAUACUAUCCCAAGCAAUAUUAUUUAAAUUUAUGGGAGGAAAAAAAUUGCUAAUCUACCACAAAGUCUCAUCUGGUUGAUUUUUGUACUUUCAAUGAAAGGACUUAUAGGCACCGGUGAUUUCCACUUAAUUCUUUUAUAAAUCUUUCUUUCUUUUUCACUAGGAAUCAGAAUGUCAGAACAGGGAGUGACCUUACAACAGAGAACUGAGACAGAACAGGAAUGAGUCUGGAAACAUAGAAUGCAAUGGAAUAAUAAUGCCAGAACUGGUUUUUCAUUUUUAUGUCACAGGCCUUAAAAUGUAGAUUUUCAGAGCUGGAAACCCUCUUAGAACAUAGAAUGUCAGCUGGAAGGGACUUUCCAUCACAAAUGAUAGGAUUGGAAGGGCUCUUAGAGCAGUGAACAUUAGAGCUGGGUGGCAGCCUAGCACAUAUGCUAGAGAAGGGGAAACUGAGCCCCACAAUGACUUCCCCAAGAUACUACAGUUAGUAAAUGGCAGAGCCUAGAUUUUAAUCUUAGUUUUCUGACUUAAAACCUAAAGCUCUAUGUAGCACACUGUAUACUGUGUGUGUUAGAAAACAUCAAGCUUUCAGGUAAUGAGAUCACUAAAGAACUAAGAGGGCCUUAGCUUUAUGCAGGCUGGUGGCUGGAGAAAUAACUGCAGGUGUUUAUUUCUAUUUUGCUUUAAUAUAAGUGGGGAUGCCUGUGGGAUGCCUACCUUAUUCUCAAUUCAUCCCACCUACUUGCUUACCAGUAACGGAAAUCCCUAUAAUUUGAGAUAAGACCUUUCAUCCUAUAGUUGGAAAAGAAGCUAAAAAAUAUCAGUCCUCCACAGGGAAGGGCUACGACUUAGUUCUUCUGUGGAAUAAAUGAUUGAUAUCACAAUCUUUCCAGAGGAAGAAAGAGGGCAAGGGAGGGCGUUGAGCUACACAAAUAAACACUCGCUCUAUCUUUAAUUGAAUCGGUUGGUAAAGCAAUUCCCUUGCAGUCUUCUUAUGUGUCAAAGGGUGGGAGUGUAUCAAGAAUCUACCUGAGUGUCCAUUUCCAGAGCCCUCUGUAGACAUCUUGAGAUGUCCUGAUUUUCAGAACAUUCUUGAUUAUAAACCUAUACAAUAAAAGACUUUAAUUGGAACCUUA